Messenger RNA from Hypomesus transpacificus, 2148 nucleotides. Its product is annotated as matrix metalloproteinase-16-like. NCBI's taxonomy places the organism in Eukaryota, Metazoa, Chordata, Actinopteri, Osmeriformes, Osmeridae. Gene Ontology annotation, cellular component: extracellular matrix. Gene Ontology annotation, biological process: extracellular matrix organization; collagen catabolic process; skeletal system development. The record is from RefSeq and is a predicted model, not a curated record. The transcript is spliced from 9 exons. Bases 46 to 1692 code for a protein of 548 amino acids. Gene Ontology annotation, molecular function: zinc ion binding; metalloendopeptidase activity.
ACAUGGCUCCAGAGGUAUGGCUACCUUCCUCCCACAGACCCCCGAAUGUCGGUUUUGCGCUCGUCCCAGGCCAUGCAGUCUGCUAUCGCUGCCAUGCAGCGCCUUUAUGGGCUCAACGUCACAGGUUCACUGGACAGGAACACUGUAGACUGGAUGAAGAAGCCCCGGUGUGGGGUCCCAGACCAGCUAGGGGAGGUGUCCAAAUUCAAUGUCCGGAAAAGGCGGUACGCCCUCACAGGGCAGAAGUGGCAGCACAAGCAUAUCACAUACAGCAUAAAGAAUGUGACUCCAAAAGUGGGUGCAGAAGAGACCCAUAACGCCAUCCGGCGGGCAUUCAAGGUGUGGCAGAAUGUGACACCAUUGCGCUUCGAGGCCGUGCCCUACAGCGACCUAGAACGGACCAAGAAGGAUGUGGACAUCACUAUUAUCUUUGCCUCAGGUUUCCAUGGAGACAGCUCACCCUUUGAUGGUGAGGGCGGCUUCCUGGCCCACGCCUACUUCCCUGGACCUGGGAUUGGGGGCGACACACACUUUGACUCAGAUGAGCCUUGGACGCUGGGGAACCCUAACCAUGACGGCAAUGACCUGUUCUUGGUGGCAGUACACGAGCUAGGUCAUGCACUGGGUCUGGAACAUUCCAACGACCCCACGGCCAUCAUGGCACCCUUCUACCAGUACAUGGAUACAGAGAACUUCAAACUGCCACAUGACGAUCUGCAGGGUAUACAGAAGAUCUAUGGUCCCCCUGACAAGAUCCCCCAGCCAACCAAGCCACUACCCACAGUACCUCCACCCCAGGCCCACCCCCCCUCCGACCCCCGCAAGCCUGAUAGGCAGACAACCCCCCCCCAGAUUCCCACAGGGGACCGGCCUUUCAACCCCAACGCCAAGCCUAACAUAUGCAACGGGAUUUUCAACACUCUAGCCAUCCUCAGGAGGGAAAUGUUUGUUUUCAAGGACCACUGGUUCUGGAGGGUUCGUAACAAUGCAGUAGUGCCAGGCUAUCCCAUGCUCAUCAGUGUCUUCUGGAGGGGUCUGCCCGCUAAGAUUGACGCUGUUUACGAGAACAGCAAAGGCAAAUUUGUCUUCUUCAAAGGGAAGCAGUUCUGGGUGUUCAAGGACACAAUGCUGCAGUCUGGCUAUCCUCAAGACAUCUCUAUGUUCGGCCAUGGUAUGCCCACCCUUAGCAUUGAGACGGCUGUCUGGUGGGAGGACGUGGCCAAAACCUACUUUUUUAAAGGGGACAGGUACUGGAGAUACAGUGAGGAUAUGAGGACAAUGGACCCUGGUUACCCAAAACCGAUCACCGUGUGGAAGGGUGUUCCAGACUCCCCACAAGGUGCCUUUGUGGAUAAAGCCAAUGGCUUCACAUACUUCUACAAGGGGAGGGAGUACUGGAAGUUCAACAACCAGCGUCUGCGUGUGGAGCCAGGUUACCCACGGUCAAUCCUCAAGGACUUCAUGGGCUGUGAACUGACACCAAUCGACCCCGGGUAUCCACCUUCACAAGAUAUGGAUGUGGUCAUUGAGCUGGACAACGAGGCCAACACAGUGAAAGCCAUCGCUAUUGUCAUCCCCUGUGUGCUGGUGCUUUGUCUGCUAGUGCUGGUCUACACCAUCUUCCAAUUCAAGAGAAAGGGUACACCCCUCAACAUACUGUACUGUAAACGCUCCAUGCAGGAGUGGGUGUGACAGAGAGCAGGGAGAAUUGGAUGUUGAGACACUAAAGGAACAAAAUACUCCCCCCUCGCUGUGAAAACAUAUAUAUAAGACCCCCACACACACACACGCUCAGACACAUAGACAUAGCUACAUCCAGGUGUGAAGUGUCUUGGAUUGCAUUGGUUACGUAAAUCUUAAAGUAAUCGUUAAGGUCCAACUUGACAAACAAACUUCCAGCUUUUGAUGAAGUAGGAAGGAAGUGAAACAACCCUCCUCUGCCCUAACAACCAUGCAGGGUCUUGUUUCAUUGAAUCCCAGGAAGUUAAUUUACCCAUCUGUCCUCCCAACCUUUUUGCAGCCUGGUGCAACGGCUCUUAAACAAGGGAAGACUUUCAGGCCCCGUUUACACGGAAGAAAAACGCAUAUAUUUUCAUGCGGUUUGGCCUUUCAUUUACACGAAAACAGAGGUUUUAUCACGGAAAACGA